GGCUGCGGCGGCGGCGGUGGCGCAGAGUGCGAUGGUGCCCGGGCCUAGCACGGACGAUGCGCUCAGGCGGCUGGCGGGCAUGCUACAGCUCGCCAGCGGUGAGGGCCUAACCCUGGGCUACGUCGCUGCAGGCGCUGCAGCCGCCUACCUCCGCUUCUACGCCCACCCCGCCGGCCCCGCGCCCUCUUCUUCCUCCUCUUCUAGCAACCCCGGGGCCAUGGGCGGCGGUGCUUCUAGCCGGGGGGCCGCUGCCUCCUCCUCCUCCGCGUCCCCGCACCCGCCUCCCUCCGAGCUGCUGAGCCCCGCUCGCCUGGCCUCGCUGGUGCGGCUGCUCAAGUACCACCCGGCCACCUCGGGCAGCCCGGCGCUGGAGGCACUGGAGGGGGCGCCGGCGAGGACCGGCCUGUUCGACGGCGUAGUCUCCCUGGCCGCCCUGCUCCUUAGCUACGGGCCCGCUAGCGACACGGGCUGUGCCGUACUGGCAGGCGGCCUGGGCGGCGCAGUGGUAUCGCUCAUGGCAGCAGGAGGGCGGAGUGGGGGGAUGUACGGCACCGGCACGUACGGCGGUGGAGCCGGCGGUACGACCAUGGGAGGAGGCGGCGGAGGAGCUCCAGGGGGGCUUUUGGAGUUGAGUCCGCGGGGGGUGGUGGCGCUCAUGGAGGCGGUACACCAUGCGGCGGCGCCGGAGGCAGAGGGUCCGCAGGUUCUGUCCUCCCCCCCGCUGCUGUCCUUCCUGCUGCUGCUGCUGGGGGAGCGGCACCAGGGGGCUCUGGGCGCCUGGCCUCCCUCCGCGGGGGGCGGCCGGCCGGGCUGCUUCCAGGCGUGCGUGCAUGCGGUGGACCUGGUGGGGCGCCCGCUGACACCGCUGCCGGGCGGCGAGGGUGUGGAGCCCUCCGCCUACCAGGACAUGCUGGCCGCGGAGAACGUCAUGGGGCACCUGGUCCGUGUGCUCGACAGCCUGGAGAGCGAGGAGCUGCUGCUGCCCGUCAACCUGGCGUCGCGACUGGUGCUGUCGAACACGGCGUUCGCGCAGCAGUUCAUUGCGGCAGGCGGUCUGGCGCCCGCCACGCUGUCCCGCUGCCUGUCCGAGUCCUCCCCCCCGCCGGUGCUGGUGGACGUGUUGCUCAUCGUGAGCCAGCUGGCGCGACUCAACAAGGACUCCUUCAACACAUACGAACACCUGGCCAGGGCAAACAUCUACUCCCAGAUACGGAGGUUGCUGACUCACCCCGACGCUGCCGUACGCUCUCGCGUGUGCAACCUGGUGGGCAACAUGUGCCGCCACUCCGCCUACUUCUACGGCGCGCUGGAGCGGCACGGACUGCUGCCGCCGCUCAUAGACCGAUGCGCUGACCCGGACAAGACCACCCGCAAGUUUGCAUGCUUUGCGAUCGGGAAUGCGGGUUUCCACAACGCCUCGCUGUACGGCGCCCUGGAGCCCGCCAUCAGUCCCCUGGUGGCCCUGCUGCGGGACGAGGAGGACAAGACCCGCGCCAACGCCGCGGGCGCCCUGGGCAACCUGGUUCGCAACUCCUCCGCGCUGUGCGGCGAGCUCAUCCGCGCGGGGGCGCUGCGAGCGCUGCUGGACACCGCUCUCAGUCCGGAGCGACCCGCGGGUCCGGCUGGAGGCAAGGGCGGCGCGGGCGGGGGAGCGGACGCCGGCGGGUCACCGGUGAAGAUUGCGCUGUUCAGUUUGGGCAACAUGUGCGCACAUCGGGAGUGCCGAGAGACGCUGAUUGCGCUGGGGGUGCAGGACGUCAUUCGCCGCCUCUCCACCAACCCCGACCCCACGCAGCAGAAGUACCUGCAGCGGAUACAGCAGAAGCUGCAGGCGGGAGUGCAGGCGGGCGGGGGGGCGCAGGGGGCGGCAGGGGCAGGGG
Astrephomene gubernaculifera is the source of this 1880-nucleotide messenger RNA. Lineage: Eukaryota; Viridiplantae; Chlorophyta; Chlorophyceae; Chlamydomonadales; Astrephomenaceae. The record is from the annotation of a GenBank genome assembly.